Molecule: messenger RNA, 2476 nt
Organism: Gorilla gorilla gorilla (western lowland gorilla)
Lineage: Eukaryota; Metazoa; Chordata; Mammalia; Primates; Hominidae
Gene: NGLY1
Product: N-glycanase 1
Exons: 12
Coding region: 558-2291 (577 amino acids)
Biological process (GO): protein deglycosylation; glycoprotein catabolic process
Cellular component (GO): cytosol; cytoplasm; nucleus
Molecular function (GO): peptide-N4-(N-acetyl-beta-glucosaminyl)asparagine amidase activity
Source: RefSeq, a predicted model, not a curated record
GGGACUGGGGCGUCCGGCCUGAGCUUCAGAGGGCAGCGACGCCCGGACAGACCGGGACCUGGAGCUGGUUCUGCUCCUAACGUCCGAGCCCGCCGGCCAGGGGCCUCGGGACCCAGCCAAGUCCCACCCCCGCUCGAGAAAAGGAAGUUUCUUUGCAGUUGUGACUUGGCACCUGCAGUCAGGGUGCUGCGGGUGAACUGGAGUCCCGGAAGCGGGGCCGGGCGGAGGAGAGGUAGGAAGGCGUGCUUCAGGCACUGCCGCUCUUCUCGUCGUUUAACGGCCUCAGAUAUCAGGACACAACGGUAACGGCACCGCGCGUGUCAUUCCCCCUGCGUGCAUUUUUCGAGCGGAGUGGCUUACAUUUCCACAUACUUAUCAGAAGUUACUCACUGACAAAGUGAUGUUUUCUUCCCAUGUUGAGACUAUCCGAGUACUAAAGCAUAAUGCUUCUGAAGUGAAACCCUAAUGAUGAAAAAUAUAGAUCCAUCCGGAUUGGAAACACAGCCUUUUCUACUAGACUCUUGCCUGUCAGAGGAGCUGUUGAAUGUUUAUUUGAAAUGGGCUUUGAAGAGGGAGAAACACAUCUCAUCUUUCCUAAAAAAGCUUCAGUGGAGCAGCUGCAAAAAAUUCGUGACCUGAUUGCCAUAGAGAGAAGUAGCAGACUGGAUGGCUCAAAUAAGAGCCACAAAGUAAAGUCAUCUCAGCAACCUGCAGCCAGUACCCAGCUUCCUACAACACCAUCUUCAAAUCCCAGUGGGUUAAACCAGCACACAAGGAACCGUCAAGGGCAGUCAUCAGAUCCACCAUCUGCUUCAACGGUUACUGCUGAUUCAGCCAUUCUAGAAGUUCUUCAGUCCAACAUUCAGCAUGUGCUGGUCUAUGAAAAUCCUGCUCUUCAGGAGAAAGCGUUGGCUUGUAUUCCAGUCCAAGAACUAAAAAGGAAAUCACAAGAAAAGUUAUCCAGAGCUAGAAAAUUGGAUAAAGGUAUCAAUAUAAGUGAUGAGGAUUUUCUUUUGCUGGAGCUUUUGCACUGGUUUAAGGAAGAAUUUUUUCACUGGGUGAAUAACGUUUUGUGCAGCAAAUGUGGUGGACAGACUAGGUCUAGAGAUAGAUCAUUACUGCCCAGUGAUGAUGAGCUGAAGUGGGGUGCAAAGGAAGUGGAAGAUCAUUACUGUGAUGCCUGCCAGUUCAGCAAUCGAUUCCCAAGAUAUAAUAACCCUGAGAAACUUUUGGAAACAAGAUGUGGACGGUGUGGCGAGUGGGCCAAUUGUUUUACACUGUGCUGCCGAGCUGUAGGGUUUGAAGCUCGCUAUGUUUGGGAUUACACAGACCAUGUCUGGACAGAAGUCUAUUCUCCUUCUCAGCAGCGGUGGCUGCACUGUGAUGCAUGUGAAGAUGUCUGUGACAAGCCACUCCUUUAUGAAAUAGGAUGGGGCAAGAAGCUUUCCUAUGUCAUAGCAUUUUCAAAAGAUGAGGUAGUUGAUGUCACUUGGCGAUAUUCCUGCAAACAUGAAGAGGUGAUUGCCAGAAGAACUAAGGUUAAAGAAGCAUUACUUCGAGACACUAUUAAUGGGCUUAAUAAGCAGAGGCAACUGUUUUUGUCAGAAAACAGAAGGAAAGAACUUCUCCAGAGGAUAAUUGUGGAGCUUGUUGAAUUUAUAUCUCCCAAAACCCCUAAACCUGGAGAACUUGGGGGAAGAAUAUCUGGGUCAGUGGCUUGGAGAGUAGCCCGAGGUGAAAUGGGUCUACAGAGAAAAGAAACCUCGUUUAUUCCCUGUGAAAAUGAGAAGAUUUCUAAACAGCUCCACCUUUGUUAUAAUAUUGUGAAAGAUCAUUAUGUUCGAGUUUCAAAUAACAAUCAAACCAUUUCUGGAUGGGAGAAUGGUGUGUGGAAAAUGGAAUCUAUAUUCAGAAAAGUUGAAACAGACUGGCACAUGGUAUAUUUGGCCCGAAAGGAAGGAUCAUCUUUUGCUUAUAUUUCCUGGAAGUUUGAGUGUGGGUCGGUUGGCCUAAAAGUAGAUAGCAUUUCUAUUAGAACAAGUAGUCAAACUUUUCAGACUGGAACAAUAGAAUGGAAAUUGCGAUCUGAUACAGCACGAGUAGAACUGACAGGCGAUAACAGUCUUCACUCCUAUGCUGAUUUUUCUGGUGCCACUGAAGUUAUUUUGGAAGCAGAAUUAAGCAGAGGAGAUGGUGAUGUCGCUUGGCAACACACCCAGCUGUUUAGACAAAGCUUAAAUGACCAUGAAGAAAAUUGUUUGGAGAUAAUUAUAAAAUUCAGUGACCUUUGAGAACCUGAACAUUAUAGAAAAGCUGGCAAUAAUCAAGGACUUACUGAAGUAGUCUGUUGGUUCAGUGCAUGCUUAGUUGGCAGUUACCACCCUGUGCUAGCAUAUUUCUUUUGCUAGCUAUCCAUCAUGUAACCCUCAUGAAAAUUAUCUUUAUAUGUGGACUAUAAUAAAAUAUUGAAUUAAAA